Myzus persicae (green peach aphid) is the source of this 1205-nucleotide messenger RNA. RefSeq lists its product as uncharacterized. NCBI's taxonomy places the organism in Eukaryota, Metazoa, Arthropoda, Insecta, Hemiptera, Aphididae. The transcript has 4 exons. The coding region runs from base 436 to 1095 and encodes 219 amino acids. The record is from RefSeq and is a predicted model, not a curated record.
GAAUACUAUAGAAACGACACUCCCCCCACCACUUCACUUUUUUUCAUUUUGGCAGCGGACUGAUUGAUGUUGUAAGCAUAGCGGGAGAACAUGAAGUUAUGCACCUUAUCAAAUUAAUUCAGGCAGAACAAAGGAUUUCGGGAGAGUGUCGUUUCUAUAGUAUUCUAUGGUAUCAGUAAAAUCAUGAUAAUGAUUUACACUGAGAUAGAUAAGAAUAUUCUUCCGUAUAUUCUUAUCAUGGUUAAAAUAUUAUCCAUUACAUUUUUUGACGAAAAGAUAAACGUUUUUCGAAAAAAAUUUCUGAAGUAGGUACCUAAAACCUAAUUAUUAGAAUUGAGUUCUUGACAUGACAAUUGACAUUUGACAAAUAUUUUAGCAGUUAUAUCAAUAUUUGUCAAUAAUUAUGUCAUAAUUUAAUAUUAUUAUUAUCUUAUAAUGAGCAAACGCAAGUUGAGUGGACAAAAAACUAUGCUAACACAAUGGUUACAGAAUAAAACUCAUUCAGAAAGGACAGAAGAAAAACGAUCAAAGAUUGAUAAUGACCGUGAGCCACAUUAUAGUGUAAAUUUAAAUGCUCUUUUACUAUCAGAUUUAAAUUCAACUAAUACUUGUAGUAGUACAUCACAAGAGAAGCCUUUAGAUGGAGGACCAAAGGAGAUUGAUAAUGACCACAUCAAAUAUCCUGUAGAAGACAAUAUUUCGACUAAUACUAGUACAUCACAAAACAGACCUUUAGAUGGAGGACCAAAAGUGAUUGAUAAUGCUCACGUCCAACAUCCUGUAGAAGGCAAUAGCACUGAAUUUAGUGAAGAUAUUGGUGAUUAUUUAAAGGAAACUAAUGCAUUCAUAUCAGAUUACAACAAAGCUAAACUAUUAGAGCUGUCCAACUUGCCUGGAAAGGAUUUUGUAUACCCAUUCAGUUUACAUAAAAAGAAAAAUAAAGAAGGAAAGAGGUAUCUAAACAGAUCAUAUUUUGAAAAAUAUAAUUGGCUAAUGUAUUCUAAUAAAAAAAGAGGGUUAUUUUGCAAGUAUUGUGUAUUUAUCUGCUUGUAUGAUUUGAAUGUUUGCUACAUGCUUGCUUAUUCUGUAGAUUAAAAACUUGGUUGCGCUCAAAAAUGGGACAAAAUCGGCUAUGUGGAUUAGCAUUAUUGAAUAUACACACCGAUCUCUUAUUGUAGAAAAUGACAGAUGUAAUAAAUUCAUUA